This is a messenger RNA of Spirometra erinaceieuropaei, 669 nucleotides long. The record is from the annotation of a GenBank genome assembly. Lineage: Eukaryota; Metazoa; Platyhelminthes; Cestoda; Diphyllobothriidea; Diphyllobothriidae.
AUGUGUGAGGAAGUGUUGGGUCCCCAUCGUCUCGGUAGCUAUAACGAUAACGGUCUCCUCCUUUUGCGAACCUGCGCGAAACUUCAUCCCCUCCUAACUAACACCUCCUUCCGCCUUCCGACGCUGGAGAAGGCAACCUGGAUACGCCACGACCGCAGCGCUGGCAGUUGCAGGACUUUGUUCCCUCCAGGAAGUGAGAUGGACGGGACGCGCUGAUGACCAGGGCGAUCUGCGACGCCGACAGCUGGGUCGCAAUCGCCACGUCAUCUCCAAGAUGAGGCUUCGACUGAAACCUCUAAGUAGUCCACGUGGAAAGCUACCACUGGGUAAGUUAAACAGUUUUCUGCUGAAUUCGCUUGCUCAGCCCUCGAAUUUCAGCAACCGGAAGACCUACAGACUCCAGACGAUAAGGCCGCCGUGGAGACACGGUGGUGUCAACUACGGAACGUCGUCCAGUCUGCUGCCUUGUAUGUCCUCGGACGCGGUCGUCGUCAACACCAGGACCGGCUUGACGACAACGACGCACCCAUCAGCAACAUACUCACCGAAAAGCACAGAUUACACAAAGCCUACAUCGACCGUCGGACCAAUGCAAGCAAAGCGACCUUUUUCACAUGCCGCCUAGAUGUGGCCGCUAGGCAGAGCCUAACUUCGAGGGACCACAUUUAA